CCAAUGAAUGUGUCCAGCACAGAAACCAACUCUGUUAGCCACUUCAUCCUCAUGGGCUUUCCCUCAAGCCCAGAAAUGCAGCUCCUCUACUCUGGGCUCUUCUCAGUAGUCUACGCCCUGACUCUGAUGGGGAACGCAGCCAUUGUCUGUUCUGUGUUGUGGUACCGGCGGCUUCACACCCCCAUGUACAUCUUCUUGGGAAAUUUCUCUCUCCUGGAAAUAUGUUAUGUCACCACGACUGUCCCUAACAUGUUGGCCAAUUUCCUGUCCACAAACAAGUCUAUCUCCUUUGUGAGCUGUUUCACACAGUUCUACUUUUUCUUCUCGUUUGGGUGUGAUGAGGGCUUCUUCCUUUGCAUCAUGGCCUUUGACAGGUACCUUGCCAUCUGUCGUCCUCUAUAUUACCCAUGCAUCAUGACUAAACAGCUGUACAAUGGCCUUGUCAUCUUCGGAUGGUCAUGUGGGUUCAUCCUCUUCCUAAUCCCAGUUGUUCUCAUUUCACGGCUGCCCUACUGUGGCCCAAAUACCAUCAACCAUUUUCUGUGUGAUCCUGUCCCAUUGAUGUUGCUGUCCUGUUCUGAAGACACCACCACUCGGUUCAUCUACUCUACUUUCAAUGCUAUUUUCAUGAUUGGCACCUUUCUCUUUAUUCUUUGCUCCUAUGCUCUGGUGAUUGUGGCUGUGCUACGGAUGCCUUCAGCAGCAAGCAAACACAAGGUUUUCUCCACUUGUGCUUCUCAUUUAGCGGUUGUCACCCUGUUUUAUGGCUCCGUCAUGGUGAUGUAUGUUAGUCCUGGAUCAGGACACCCAGUGCAAGUGCAGAAAAUUGUGACCUUAUUUUAUUCUGUGAUAACACCACUCUUCAAUCCUCUAAUUUAUAGCCUCAGGAACAAGGAGAUAAAGACUGCCCUAAGGAAAGUCUUUGGGACUGAAAUGCCUGUCCAUAAAAUAUAA
Messenger RNA from Mirounga angustirostris (Northern elephant seal), 954 nucleotides. Its product is annotated as olfactory receptor 11G2-like. Gene Ontology annotation, cellular component: membrane. The transcript has a single exon. The record is from RefSeq and is a predicted model, not a curated record. Gene Ontology annotation, molecular function: G protein-coupled receptor activity; olfactory receptor activity. Lineage: Eukaryota; Metazoa; Chordata; Mammalia; Carnivora; Phocidae. Gene Ontology annotation, biological process: G protein-coupled receptor signaling pathway. Bases 4 to 954 code for a protein of 316 amino acids.